GUGUGUGUGAGAGCGAGAGCUCGCUGGAGAAGGAGAUGUAGAGAGGGGGUGGGGAUGGAAGGACCUGGAUGGGGCCGAGAUAUUGUCUCCUCCUGGAUGCUGUCUGUCCCCUUCAUGGCUUUUUCUGUCCUUUCACCAGCGUGUCCCCGAGAGCCGGGCCCGACACACGGACCAGCAGCACUCAGCAGCCACGGAGCCGGGAAUGAAUCAGCCCCAACAAAGAGCCUUUGAGAUGGCAGUGUGCGCUUGUGCCUGGAGGGAGGAACGCAUCAGGCUUUCCCAGGCAAGCGGCAGCCUGCAGUGCUCGCUCUCUUAAGGGCCAGUCCUCUCAUGUCCUCGUGUGGGUGCAUGUGUGUGUGUGCAUAAGUGGUGUCACAAACCAGUGUACACCAGUGUGUAUGUGCCCACUCUUGCUUUCAACCUUUCCUGGAGGAGAGUGGCUUCCCCCGUCACUGGACAGUACGGGAUUCUUUGACGCGGGGAGGCUGCCUCUCUUGAGGACGUGAGGAUGUUUCGCAAGAAGAAAAAGAAGAGGCCUGAAAUAUCAGCGCCCAAGAACUUUGAGCAUCGUGUCCAUACCUCAUUCGAUGCCAAGCAUGGUUGCUUUGUAGGCUUGCCCACACAAUGGCAAAGCUUGAUAGAGAACCUGCGCAGGCCCCGGCCCGUGGUGGACCCUUCCAGGAUUACGGAAGUGGAGCUACGGCCGAAGAAGACCAUUGUGCGUGGGAGCAUGAUCGGUCAUGGAGACUACAUCGCAGCCAUGAUCAACGACAUGAGCCGCCUGUCCGUGACCAGCUCCAAUUCUCUGCGGAAGAGCAGUCCCUCAGCCAGGAAACGGGCCCAGUCUUUGGGAAGGCUAGGAGAGGUGAAUGAGGGAGACACAUACCAGUACGAAGGCCUGAUUCAGGAUGAUGAAGAUGAUGAGGAUGCGGCUCAGGAUCAGUGGAGGGACAAAGCGAGGAACAUCCACAGUGAGACCAACACCCCCUAUUUGGGCAUGAAGAAGAGCAUCACUUUGCAGCCCAAUGGGAUCUUACCCAAAACGACAUCCACAUAUGAAGUCAGUGGCGGCCCCCUGGAGGGACCUUCUCAAACAGGCCAGAACAUCACAGUGCAAAGUCACGGCUCUUAUAUGGGCGCUGACGUGGGCAGCCCUCAGGAGAGAGUGAUAUGGAAGAGAGAUUUCCAGCUUCCCAGGGGAAUGCCACCAAAUCAAAUACCUGUCGCCUGUUUCUAUAGCCCAGCUAUGAGUGUGCAGCAGCACCAAGAUCAGGUCGCAGUCCCCACGGAGCUCCGGCCGAGUGUACCAAUGUACAUGCACCCCCAGAACAGCCCGGGGAGGCCUUUUUCCUCCUAUGACCUGAAAACGGAUUCAGCAGUGAGAUACCACUCCGGCUUCUUGCCAACAGGCACUAGCAGUCCUCUUGUGAGCGGCAUCCGACCUCAGCGGACUGUGCGUUCCUCAGCGAGUUACACUUUAGGACUGUCCCCCAAUAUUGGACUCAGGCCCAAUGGACCGGAGCCUUUUCUUCGACAUUCUGGGUGCCCUAAUCCUCCUUACCCGCGUCAGGACAGCCCAUCUCAACCCCGGCCCUCCCCUACAGGUUCUUUAGCCACUAGCCCCCCAGGUACAUGCUCACCUGCCUUCAGACCCCCACACCCGUCACCCAGGCCACCGCCAGACCCUCCAAAGGUGACCCAUGAGCAGUUCAAGGCUGCCCUUCAGAUGGUAGUGGAUAAGGGCGAUCCACGAUCUUAUCUGGAGAACUUUGUGAAAAUUGGGGAAGGUUCCACGGGAGUGGUGUGCAUCGCCACGGAGAAGCAUAGUGGCCGGCAGGUGGCUGUGAAGAUGAUGGACCUGCGACGACAGCAGAGGAGAGAGCUGCUCUUUAAUGAGGUGGUCAUCAUGAGGGACUAUCAGCACAGAAAUGUCGUGGAGAUGUAUAAAUCUGCUUUGGUAGAGGAAGAACUGUGGGUUAUCAUGGAGUACCUGCAGGGGGGAGCACUAACCAACAUUGUGUCUGAAACCAGGCUGGGUGAAGAGCAGAUUGCCACAGUGUGUGAAGCUGUUUUGCAAGCUCUGGCCUAUCUCCAUUCCCAAGGAGUCAUCCACAGGGACAUCAAGAGUGACUCAAUACUACUCACAUUGGAUGGAAGGGUCAAACUGUCCGACUUUGGCUUCUGUGCUCAGAUCAGUAAGGACAUCCCCAAGAGGAAGUCUCUGGUGGGAACACCCUAUUGGAUGGCUCCUGAGGUCAUUUCCAAAUCGCCAUACGGCACCGAGGUGGAUGUUUGGUCCAUGGGUGUCAUGGUGGUGGAGAUGGUGGAUGGAGAGCCGCCAUACUUCAGUGAAACCCCUGUUGCUGCUAUGAAGAGACUGAGAGAUGAGCCAGCACCGACUGUACGAAACGUCAACCAGGUGUCCCCGGUUCUUAAAGACUUCCUGGACCGUAUGCUGACGAGGGACCCCCUUGAGCGGGCCAGUGCCACUGACCUGCUGGAGCACCCCUUCCUGCUGCAGAGCGGCUCACCUCAGUGCCUGGUCCCCUUGGUGGAGCAGUACCGCAAACGUAUGUCCCGCUGCUGACCCCGUGGUGCCCCCCCCUACGACCCUUCCGUCCAAUCAGGUCCCGGAUGUGGACCAACUCGGUGUAUCAAGUCUUCGUGUAUCCUCGUCAGGGCUGUGAGCUUCACGGAUGAAAACCAAGGCAGCAUGGAGGACGAGCACAUGUUGCAAGACACCGCAUGGUUUUUUGGGGCAUGUGAGAAGCACUUUAGGAGUGAGUUAAAGGCAGCAUGCAAUCACUCACCUCUCAACUCAGUCACAACACUGAUUGACUUCCUUUGACUUUCCGUGGGCUUCAAAAACACACACAAACACGCAAAGAUGGUGCAUAUCAAGUCAAAAUUCCACGUAACUUAUAUGUCAUGUGCUACUAUUAAGAAAUCUUUAUAUUUUUAUAGUGGGCAUUAUUUGCGGCGAAGUAAAGCAGUAAGCUGCAUUUCAAACCACAGCAGCAGCUGGAUGGACGUUACCUCUGCACAGUCACAGCGUUGUGGGCCGAACAAUGGCUGGGGUCUCUUCCGCACGGCCAAACGGAGGCACACCUGGCCUGAAGUGAAUGCUUGAAUAUGUACCAAACUGGGAAUGCGAAAGAGCGUCCUGUGUUAUUAGCAUAACAAGUGGUUAGAUGAAAGCCAUGCUGCUAUAUAAUGGGCUCACUGGAAAAAUGUCUUUUACACAUGUAUUUAUUUCCAACAGGUGUCGUGUGGGUUGUUUGUAUGCUGUGAAUUUACAAAUAGAGUUCCAUUGAUAAGUGAGGACCUAAAACUAAGCAGAUAAAUUAAUAAUGUAAAUAAAAUGCUGAAUAAUAGGUCCUUAUAGCUGCUUAUCUAUAUCACAGCAAAUUGUAUUAAAGUCAUUCUACUUUCUUUACAGAAAUGUGAGUGUAUAGCUAUGUGUGUAGAUAGGUGUGUGCAUGUGUGUUUGCGAGCACAUGGGGGUGUGUGGGUGAUUCCGAACCUCAGUGUUUUGAUUCCGAAACAAGCCCCUUUGUAUUGUGACUGACUUUUUAUGGACGGGGGAAAAAAAUAUGAAACACAAUCCAUUUGUUGUUCCUGAAGAUUUUUCUAGCUAAAGCACACACGCCUGGCAUGUGAUGCUGUGAGACGUCCACCUGCUGAGAAACACUUUGCACAUACACACUGGUCUUUGACUCAUGUAUUUCUAUGUGUGUGUGGGAUCAUUGAUGAAAAAGAGAAUUACACUUGAUUUUAAUUUUGUACAAACCAAAUAAAUGACGCAUAUUGAAUCUC
Doryrhamphus excisus (bluestripe pipefish) is the source of this 3816-nucleotide messenger RNA. RefSeq names its product p21 (RAC1) activated kinase 6 (gene pak6). The record is from RefSeq and is a predicted model, not a curated record. Gene Ontology annotation, biological process: protein phosphorylation. Lineage: Eukaryota; Metazoa; Chordata; Actinopteri; Syngnathiformes; Syngnathidae. Gene Ontology annotation, molecular function: protein serine/threonine kinase activity; ATP binding.